CACUCUGCCCACAUCCACACGACCAACACGCGCCGACCGGCGACGUCACCUGCCACCUUCUCUCUUCUUCUCUUCCUCCUUAUCCUCUGCCUCCGCUCUUCCUCCUCCACGAUAUGGCAACUUACCGCACACCUCGAGACUACAGCGAGGACUACGAAGGCGACGACGAGCACGAGCGCGACCUCAUGAGCCCAACCCUACCCUCUGAGGUCGGCUACGACGGCGAAACUACAGACGACGAGGUUGCAAGCGCCGAGCAUACUCCCACUACGUUCACACAUUCGAGAGAUGGCAGGGGCAGCCCUCACGAUUUGAUCACGGAAUGGGAUGAGAGGGAUACGGCGGACUUCAUCGCAGAACUAGGCUUGGAGAAGCAUGCACAGCCUUUCAUAGAGCAUGGCAUAACAGGCGACGUCCUCAUCGAGCUGCAGCAUGCAGAACUCAAGGAACUGGGCAUCAGCAGUGUAGGGCACCGACUCACCGUCCUGAAAGCCGUCUAUGAGAUAAAGGUUAAGCAAAACCUUCCCAUAGAACCUGAUCACUAUGUACCAUUGUCCGCCGACGCAACAGCGCAAGAAGCACCACCCUCCCAAGAUGACUUCGCCAAAGUGAUCAAGGUCGUCCAAGCUCGCGACGAGCGGAUACAGGUGACCGAGUCCGAGCUCAGGCACCUCAAGGAUGACCUCACCCGCGUCAUGGAAGAUAACAGGCGUCUACGGGAAGAACUGCUAUCUGUGGUACGGAUGGUGAAAGAAAGCCACCAGCCUCUGCCGACACCACACGAGCAUGUUACUUCGCCGCCGGUGGAGCAAGCGCGGACAGGAAGUAGCUUGUCUCGUAAGUUUUCCACUAAGAAGCUUUUCCUUGGAUCAGCGCCCAAGAACCCUUCUCCCACGAUCCAUGAGGGUCGGACGCUGGUCGAUAACACUUCUCUCGAUCCUUCAGCAGCCGCUCUGGCAGCGUCCUCACACCUCACAGCUUCGAUGAGCGGUGGCCCUCAGCUGUCGCCCUCGCAACCCCCGCAACCAUCUCCAACGUCCCCCGCGUACGCUCAGAACCAAAGCCGGCAAUACAACCCGCGCAACGGCCAUGACUACGAAACUAACACCUGGGCUACCGACAACACGGCUGCCUCGGAACGAUCCCGCGACCAACGCAACACACCCGCUCCUCUGUCUUCUCGUCAACCUCUACGAAACACCGCACAAUCAGCUUCGACGCCUGAUGAUCCGCCAUUAUCAGGCGGCUCGACUCUGAAUUCUUCCAGCCUCCAAAACCCGCCACUGUCUGCAAACUCCAAUCAACAAAGCACGCCGAAUCCCCAGGUCGAGAUAUUCAAGUCUUUCCGUGUAUCGAUCGACGAUCCCUGCCACAAGGUCCUUCCUGUCGCACUCAAGAAAUACAACAUUACAGCAGAUUGGCGACAAUACGCCCUUUACAUUGUCCAUGGUGAUCAAGAGCGCUGUCUAGGUCUGAAUGAACGACCCCUCAUACUUUUCAAACAAUUGGACAAAGAAGGCCGAAAGCCUAUGUUCAUGCUCCGGAAACACGCCGCCCCAGCAGAAGGACACGUCAGUACCGUUGGUGGCAACGACAUCAGAAGUGUAGCACCGAGCCCAGGCGGAUUUGGCUGGGACAGCCAGAGCAGAGGAGUCCAAUUACCUGGUGGUGUACUUUGAGCGUAGUCACAGCGACAACGAUCGCUGAACGGAAGGACGCCCGGAUUGUAGAGCAAUCCAUACCGACCUUCCUGCUUCGGACAACGCCUUUUAAAUUUCAUGUGGCUAUUUGCAUGCAAAUAUACGCUGGUUCCAGGAUCCUGUGGUUCCAGAUCCGACUUCACAUGUGAGAAGUACAUGGAAGACUGAGAUCGACUUACGAACCGCGGAAUUGACGGAUAAA
Messenger RNA from Aaosphaeria arxii CBS 175.79, 1902 nucleotides. RefSeq names its product RA-domain-containing protein. Gene Ontology annotation, biological process: signal transduction. The record is from RefSeq and is a predicted model, not a curated record. The transcript has 3 exons. Gene Ontology annotation, molecular function: protein binding. The coding region runs from base 114 to 1679 and encodes 521 amino acids. Lineage: Eukaryota; Fungi; Ascomycota; Dothideomycetes; Pleosporales.